Molecule: messenger RNA, 821 nt
Organism: Cornus florida
Lineage: Eukaryota; Viridiplantae; Streptophyta; Magnoliopsida; Cornales; Cornaceae
Product: protein PELPK1-like
Exons: 1
Coding region: 184-540 (118 amino acids)
Source: RefSeq, a predicted model, not a curated record
CUUAAGAUUAUUGUAGAAGUGAUACGGGUGAGAAGUUGAACUAACAAUACACCACCCUUCCCACCAACCAGACCUCCUCAUCAUCUAUUUAACCCCUUACAUAUGGAAACCUAUCCAUGCUCAAUCAAGCUUGAAACCCUUAGCUUGAAUCUCGAGGAACUUGUCAUCUGAUCUGCUCCAACAAUGGCUCUUCACCAGCAGAUAUCCUUUCUCUUUCUGCUGUCGUUUGUCACUUUGUUAUCGAUGAAUGGCAACACAAUGCAGGGUGAGGCGCGACACCUUAUGGAGAUAACCUUGCCUGAGCUUCCUAAGCCUGAAUUGCCACCAGUACUUCCUCAUGUUCCAAUGAUACCAAAGCCUGAGCUGCCACCAUUGCCUGAGCUUCCUAAGCCUGAAUUGCCAAAGCCUGAGUUGCCGACUCUGCCAAAGCCAGAGGUCCCAAAACUGCCUGAAAUCCCAGCUUUACCCCAUCUUCCUGAACUGCCGAAACCCAUAAUCCCAACCUUUCCAACCCUGCCUAAGGACUUGCAAAUUCCUUAAUUUCCUUUCCCCACCACACUCAACCACUUCUCCUUGAAUCAUGUUGUUCUUUAUGAUAGGAGAGUAUUAUUUCAUUUCAUAGUAAACAUUUUUAUAGCUUUUAUAUUUGGUAAUGUCUAAUGUGUGCAUGAGAUGAGCCAAUACUUGUUCUGUUACUUUCUUCCAGCUAGGGCAGAUGGUUCAUCUAUUAAUUAUGUUUAUGUGUUUUGCUACUCCACUUUUUACUCACACCGACUCUCAUUCUCUGUACUUUAUACAAAUAUUAUUUAUUUUUGACUGCA